GUGAAUGCGGCAUCAAAAGGACACUCGCCUAUCGUAAUAUAUCUACUUACAAAGCAAGAAGCAAAUCCUCUUGUCCGGAAUAUUUGGGGUGAGACUGCAUAUGACGCUGCUGCUGCAGUGUUCGAGAUAUGGAUCUGUGAGAUCCUGCAAAAGUCAGAAGCAGAGCGAUGGCGCGGAACAACUGUCCCAUACAACCCUCUCGCAGUGCACACGACCAUCCCAUUGAUCCUUUACGAGAACCAGCGCCUGGACGUACGACUGAAAACGUUGGCAGUGUCUGGUGGGAAGCCAAAAUGGUCGCACUAUGGCCUUGGGAGGCCGGGUCGACGUGCACUAUUCGAGUUGAAACUGCCUUUCCCAAAUGACGCGGGUGCCACGCUAGUUGCUGCCUGGCGUAGUGGCGUCCUGCUUCCACUCAUCGAAGAUCCUUGGACAUUACCAGAAACAAGCUCCAGGAACGCCACUGAGGACUCUGAAAGAAGUCACUUCUGGCUAUCUGACUGGACAUUGGACUACCCUGGUGUUGAUGUGGAGGCAGCCUGGGAAUAUGCACAGGACUUUUCCUCGCCCGAUGGAGCCUGGACCGCCGAACCGCCCCCUCAGCUCCAGUCUUUACUGAGCGGGAGUGGACUCAUGACAGCUAGCUUGGGCACUCCUUCUAGAAGCCACAGCCGUACAAGCAGCAGCAGCUCAGUGACUUCUGUACACGCGGCCGCACGCGCCCCGACGUGGGUGAGACGCAGACGCUGGGUCCGCGUGAUGCGUCGUAGGCUUGACAUCCCACCUCUACCAUUCCAGGAGCCGGAUGGUGUCAUGUAUAAUCUUGCAUCUGACGGCUCUCUCAUCCCAUUCACUGAGGACGACCAGGGCGAUUUUGGAGAAGGGGAAGGACAAGAACUCGGAGCGAUGACAUCCACAAGACCGUCAUCGGCCCAGGAUUAUGUCUCUCGUGCUUGGUAUCUAGUUGGAACUCAACGAGAUGCUGUCGUCGCCGAGGAAACUUUAUCUGCCGUCGAAGCAAGGCGUGCUAUUGCCAAACUUGAGCGUGCAACUACUGAAUUGCGACAGGGGAUUCUUAGCGAUAGUGAUACAGAACGAAAAACUCAGGCUGAAGUCCUGCUCAAUGCCUAUAGCAGAGAGCUCGAGCGUCGCCGACUCGCAGCUGGUAAUCAAAGAUGGCUUAUCUCGGGCUCAGAUGACGAUUAUAUGGAAGACGACGACGAUGAUGAAGAGUUCCGUUAUCCUGGUUAUACGCCUCCAGGCGCGGCUGUCCACCCAACUUCCGUUUCUCGUCCACCUACGGAUUUGACUCCUCACCUCUCUCAAGCACCUGACUUCCGCGUGCCCACUCAUGAAGCACCUCAGAAAGUUUUAAGUCCCAGGUGGACUGCCCCGACACCUUACCAAGUCCAUGCACAAUGGGAAAGAGAUGAUAUGGUUUCCAAUUGUAAUGAUUGUCGUCGGCGGUUCGGAUUUCUUUUAAGAAGACAUUGUCGCAAGUGUGGUCGGAUUUUUUGUGACCGUUGCUCUUCUCAUCGAGCACUCCUCGAUCCGUCCGUUAUUGUUCGUGACCCUGUGUUCCCGGAAUCCGCGGCAUCCUCUUCAACUCAGCGUGUCUGUCAAGGGUGUCAUGAUGAGAUCAAUGCCAGUCUCCCCACCAGAUUCUCAGGUUCCACCUCGUCCACCAUGGAAAGAAUCGUGGUCGAUCAAAGAAGACUCAUGACUCCUGGACAGCUCCACAGGCAGGGGUCUAGUUCACAACUAAGCGACCUUGCAGAGUGCCCUGUGUGCAGCACUAGCCUUGCAGAUCUUGGACAACCGGCAGAACAAGAAGCCCACGUGAGGAUUUGUCUAGAAGGAGACGCUGAGACGACACCUCAAAGUGCUAAAUAUCUGGUUUAUAAGUUACCUGGCGAAAGCGCACUUCUGGGUGUCGAAUGUGUUAUUUGCCUAGAGGAAUUUACAGAGGGCGCAGUUGUAGCGAGGCUCAGCUGCUUCUGUAGUUUCCACAAUGCUUGUCUGUCCUCUUGGUUGAAGAGAGGUAGAAGCUGCCCCAUUCACGCGCGGUAG
Molecule: messenger RNA, 2070 nt
Organism: Suillus bovinus
Lineage: Eukaryota; Fungi; Basidiomycota; Agaricomycetes; Boletales; Suillaceae
Product: FYVE-domain-containing protein
Exons: 9
Molecular function (GO): metal ion binding
Source: RefSeq, a predicted model, not a curated record